AUGGUGCCCCAACAAGUGUCGGAUGUGAGGUCCCUGUCACCAACGUCGAGUGGAGUACCCGUGUUCGGGUCCCAGCUCGUCGAUAAAAAUUCAUCAACCCCUUACACGGAUGCCACACAGUAA
This is a messenger RNA of Spodoptera littoralis (African cotton leafworm), 123 nucleotides long. The record is from the annotation of a GenBank genome assembly. NCBI's taxonomy places the organism in Eukaryota, Metazoa, Arthropoda, Insecta, Lepidoptera, Noctuidae.